UUGUAUUAAAAUCAUAUUAAAUAACGUUUCUUGUCUUUCUUUAAAUAAAUAAUAUUUGUUAAUGAAGUAAAUUAUUUUAUUAGCUUCUGAAAUAAAUGGAGAAAUACUAUAAAUUAAGUAUAAUGGGUGUAAAAAAUAGCUUAGUGUUAGGUUUCUUUUUCAUAUUAUUUUGGUGCAAUUACAGUGACUGUUCACUCUAUACAAAUUUCAAACAUUUUGAGACAUUACAUGCUUCAAGUUUUGUACAUAAUGUAGUAAAGCGAGGUGCCAAAAUGUCCAAUCAUCCAUUUAAUAUUAUUAAGGAGUUACAAUUCAAAACUCUUGGGAAACAGUUCAGGCUCAUUUUACACCCACAUACCACUGUGUUGCAUUCAAAUUUUAAGGCAUAUGAAGUUGAUCGUGAUGGUAAAGAAAGUACAAUUCAUGUUGAUAGAGAUAAUUUUUACACUGGUAGAGUGUUUGGUGAGAAAUCAUCAGAUGUUAAAUUACAUAUGGAGGAAGGUAUGAUUACUGGAGUUAUUCAUACAGCUGAUGAAACAUAUCACAUAGAGCCCUCCUGGCGUCACUUACCACAUCUAGGAGAUAAAACAAUGAUUACCUAUAGAGCAUCUGAUGUAAAUUACAGCUGGGCCAAUAAGGGUGAUAAUGAAAAAUCUCAAGUCUGUGGCUAUAUUAAAGAGGGAAAAGAACUGGAAGAGGGUGAUGAUGAUGAUGAUAAUGACAGUUUAGAGUUGAAACAAGAACAGUUUGAAAAGGACAAGUAUUUAAAUCAGUCUCAAAUCAUAGAUAAUACAGGCUCCCAGGCAGAAGUUAAACGGGUAAAGAGACAGAGUGAUUAUGAAUAUACUCCAACUAAAACCAGGUGUCCACUGCUUCUUGUGGCAGACUACAGAUUUUUUCAGGAAAUGGGAAGCAGUAAUACUAAAUCAACAAUUAGUUAUUUGAUUAGCCUUAUAGAUCGUGUCCACAAAAUAUACAAUGAUACUGUUUGGCAAGAUCGUCAGGAUAUGGAUGGUUUCAAAGGCAUGGGAUUCGUAAUAAAGAAGAUUUUGGUCCACUCCGAGCCAACACGCGUCCGCGGCGGGGAGGCGCAUUACAACAUGGUUCGUGAGAAAUGGGACGUACGGAACUUACUCGAGGUGUUCAGCAGGGAGUACUCUCACAAGGACUUCUGUUUAGCGCACUUGUUCACGGAUCUUAAAUUCGAAGGCGGUAUUCUAGGCCUGGCUUAUGUCGGCUCGCCGCGGCGUAAUUCCGUUGGUGGAAUAUGUACGCCUGAAUAUUUCAAGAACGGUUAUACAUUAUACUUGAAUUCUGGAUUGAGUUCUUCCCGCAAUCAUUAUGGACAACGCGUGAUCACCCGUGAAGCGGAUCUGGUCACGGCGCACGAGUUCGGUCACAACUGGGGCUCCGAACACGACCCGGACGUGGCGGAGUGCUCGCCCGCCGCCAGCCAGGGCGGCUCCUAUCUCAUGUACACCUAUAGCGUUAGCGGCUACGAUGUCAACAACAAGCGUUUCUCCCCAUGCAGUUUACGCUCUAUAAGGAAGGUUCUGCAGGCCAAGUCAGGCCGCUGCUUCUCCGAACCUGAAGAAAGUUUCUGCGGCAACCUGCGCGUUGAAGGCGGCGAAGAAUGCGACGCGGGAUUACUUGGCACAGAAGAUAAUGACAUGUGCUGUGAUAAAAACUGCAAGUUAAGGAAAAGUCAAGGAGCCGUUUGCAGCGACAAGAAUUCUCCGUGCUGUGCGGGGUGCGUGUUCGCACCGCCGGGGGUGGUGUGCCGCGAGGCCGCGCACUCGGCCUGCGAGGGCGAAGCCACCUGCAACGGAGCCUCCGCCGACUGCCCCAAGGCGCCGGCCAUCGCGGACGAGCACGAGUGCGCGGAGCGUGGCCGCUGCCGCAACGGGACCUGCAUGCCGUACUGCGAGACGCAGGGCAUGCACAGCUGCAUGUGCGACAUUGUUGCUGACGCAUGCAAGCGGUGUUGCCGUAAAAGCCUUAAUAAGACGUGUUUCCCAGUGGCCCACAAUGACAUAUUGCCCGAUGGGACGCCAUGUAUUCAAGGAUUUUGUAAUAAGGGAGUAUGCGAGAAAACCAUUCAGGAUGUGGUCGAGCGGUUUUGGGAUAUAAUUGAGGACAUAAAUAUAAACAAUGUUUUGGGAUUCCUUCGGGAUAAUAUAGUAGGCGUUGUGGUGCUUGGUACUAUCUUUGUCUGGAUACCCGCCAGUUGUAUUAUAAGCUAUGUCGAUAGACGCCGGCAACGCCACUAUCAAAAGUAUGUCGAAUGGGAGAAACAAAGAGAAUAUGUUCAUCCGUCUUCACCAAGAAAAAUAAUAACUACCAGGUUGCCGAAACAAAAGCCUCCCGGUAUGAAGACUGGCAUUCAGGGAACCAGUCAGCUGUUGAAUUAAUCUAGUCAUUUCAAAUUACAUGUUGUGCAUGUGGUAAUUUUUUAAACAAUAAAUUAUAAGAAUAACCUA
This is a messenger RNA of Achroia grisella, 2480 nucleotides long. It is a transcript of the gene Tace, whose product is annotated as ADAM 17-like protease. Gene Ontology annotation, molecular function: metalloendopeptidase activity. Lineage: Eukaryota; Metazoa; Arthropoda; Insecta; Lepidoptera; Pyralidae. Gene Ontology annotation, cellular component: plasma membrane. Bases 96 to 2411 code for a protein of 771 amino acids. The record is from RefSeq and is a predicted model, not a curated record. Gene Ontology annotation, biological process: membrane protein ectodomain proteolysis; Notch signaling pathway. The transcript has 17 exons.